AUGGUUCUCAAGACCGAACUUUGCCGUUUCAGUGGUGCAAAGAUCUACCCUGGUAAAGGCAUAAGAUUUGUUCGUGGUGAUUCUCAGGUCUUCCUCUUUGCCAAUUCGAAAUGCAAGAGGUAUUUCCAUAACCGAUUGAAGCCAUCAAAGCUCACAUGGACUGCAAUGUAUAGGAAGCAGCAUAAGAAGGAUAUUGCCCAAGAAGCUGUGAAAAAGAGGCGUAGGGCUACCAAGAAACCUUACUCUAGGUCCAUUGUCGGUGCUACACUGGAAGUCAUUCAGAAAAAGAGAACAGAAAAGCCAGAAGUUCGAGAUGCUGCUAGAGAAGCUGCUCUCCGUGAAAUCAAAGAGAGAGUAAAGAAAACAAAGGAUGAGAAGAAGGCGAAGAAGGCCGAAGUUCAGGCCAAGCUACAAAAAUCUCAAGGCAAAGGCGCUGUUAGCAAGGGUGCUGCACCCAAAGGACCCAAGCUUGGUGGCGGGGGUGGCAAGCGCUGA
Molecule: messenger RNA, 495 nt
Organism: Sphenostylis stenocarpa
Lineage: Eukaryota; Viridiplantae; Streptophyta; Magnoliopsida; Fabales; Fabaceae
Source: the annotation of a GenBank genome assembly